Messenger RNA from Artibeus jamaicensis (Jamaican fruit-eating bat), 2630 nucleotides. It is a transcript of the gene CUNH5orf58, whose product is annotated as chromosome unknown C5orf58 homolog. The record is from RefSeq and is a predicted model, not a curated record. The transcript has 5 exons. Lineage: Eukaryota; Metazoa; Chordata; Mammalia; Chiroptera; Phyllostomidae. Bases 2242 to 2619 code for a protein of 125 amino acids.
CUGAGUGCCCCCGGCUGGAGGGAAGCAUUUUCUAAAACGCCAGCUGCAAACAGUUCUCGGACCAACGGGCAGAGCAAGCAACCGUCCAAAACAGCUCCAUGCUGAAUACUGCCAGCUCUCGUCCAUCUGUUUUCGCUUCUUUCUUGCGUUGCAGGAAUGUCAAAGAAAGAAGGGAGCCGCAUCCUGGCACAGUGAGUACGUGCGUUUUAUUAUUUUGGACAUCAAGUUGGAAAACGCCAAAAUCCUCCUGGCCUCUGUAACCUACUAAAUCUGUAUAUGCACCUCAGACUGCUGGCUACUCUUUUCAUGGUUGAAGUGUUUUGGGCACAGGAUUGCCAGAUCUAGCAAAUAAAAGUACGUCAGAAUUCCGAGUUGAAUUUAAAUCUUAGAUAAACAAAUAAAAUUUUUAUAUAUGGAUGUGUCAGGCAAUAUUCAGGACAUAUUUACAGUAAAAAAAAAAAGGAUCCGUUGUUUACUUGAAAUUCAAAUUUAACUGGAUAUCCUGUAUUUUAUCUGGCAACUCCGGUAGCUUCCUAUUUUACCUUUUAUUCUUUUUUAAAGAUUUAUUUAUUUUUAGAGAGAGGGCAAGAAAGGGAGAAAGGGAGAGAAACAUCUGUGUGUGGUUGCUUCUCACAUGGACCCAACUGGGAACCUGGCCUGCAAUCCAGGCAUGUGCCCUGAGUAGGAAUCAAACUGGUGACCCUUUGGUUCCCAACCCACACUCAACCCACUGAGCUACAGCAGCCAGGGCUGUAGCUUCCUCUUUUGGAGGGAAAUGUUGGUACAGAACUCUAAUUUCCUUCCCCCCCCUUCCCCCAAGCUUUACUGAGAAAUGAUUGACUUACAAGAUUGGGUAAGUUUAGGCUGUACAACAUGAUAAUGUGAUAUGUGUUUAUACUGUGAAGUGUUAACCACAAUAAGGUUAGUUACCACAUCCUUGGCCUCACAUGAAUGCCAUUUGGUUGUUGUUCGUUGUUGCUAUGGCGAGAACCUUAAGGCUCUAUUCUCACAGCAACUUACAAGUAUACGAUGCAGCGUUAACCGUAGCCACCCCACUGUACAUCAGACUCUCUGGGACUCACUCAUCUUGGAACUGGAAGUUUGGACCCUUUGACCAUCAUCUCCCCAACUUGCCCACCUCUCGGUCUCUGGCAGCCACACUCUACUCUCUGUUUCUACAAGGUCAAUGUUCUUAGACGUCACCCAUAAGUGAGACCAUACAGUACUGUGUGUCUCUGACUUAGGUCAGUUCACCAUGCCCUCGAGUUCCGUCCACGUUGUCACAAAUGGCAGGAUUUUCUUCUUUCAUAGAUUUUUCUUAAUUAGAAGGGGGACAUGUGUUAAUUAAUGCAGGGAGCAAUUUGGAUUCUCAUUGACAACAUCUUUCUACAGUUCGUAAGUGUUUGUUUCUUCCAGAGAAAAAGAUAAUGACUCUGCCCCCGUGUAACACCAGUGGGCAGAGAAUCCAACUUUCAGUUUAGAUCACGGGGCAGGGGUCACGUGCCUUUGGGCUUCCUGCAUGUGACUGGCUGUGCGAAAAGCGGAGCUCUGGCAUAUGGGAAUUUCCUUGAUAUUUCCCGUGCUCGUCAUGCUCUUUAGGUAACGGCCCAAGCCCGCGCUCCCUACCUCCCCAGUUUGGGUCCCCAAGGGUUGUACAAAGCGAUAUUCGGAGGCUGCUGGUGCUCCAGCGGGAAGCCAGUCCCUAGGCACAGAGACCAGUACUUCCCAUGGAUAAGGAGCAGGGGGAGGGUGCCAGGGGGACCUCUGAGAACAAGAGGAAGAUGUGAGAUAACUCACUCAAUUGGUUUUCCUGGAAAUGAAGACUUUAUGUGGAGAAUUUGUAAUAAAACUAACCGAGGCACGGUACACCCAGGUCCAUAAAGUGCUUAAUCACCUUGUUGCUCUGUAACAGCUUUUCUCUUUAUGGGAGAAUUUACCAGCUUUUUAAUUUCCUUUAUUUGAUUAACAUUAGAAUUAACUGCUACAACCUGUGCUGGGCUCCAGCAAAGUGUUGUAUUUGCAAAAUUAUUAAGGGCGAUAGAUUUCUCAUCUGUAACAGCUUCAAGUUGUAAGUAGCAGACCACGCUUUUAAAGUUUUAUUUUUUAGGGGGGAUCAAAAGGAAUCUCUACUUCAGGAGGAAAACCACCACCAUAAAGAGUCAUCAUCGCUUCAAGACAUUCUUAUGGAAAAAUAUAUUAUUACAAUCUGUUUUUCUAAGCUCUUGAAGAAUUAGAAGAAAAAUGUUCAGCGCACUAUCAGAAACAAGAAAAUGCGCGAGUUUGACUCUAGCAAGUGCGCACAGUGGCUCCAAAGUGUGCAAGAGAAACAGGAUGAAUCCCUCUGGCUCAGAGGAAGGUGGAGGCAAGGAAAUAAAGAUGUUGAAGAAUGAUGUUGCUGGCCAUAAGCUAAAUGUGGAAGCCAUAAUCAAAAAUAUGAAUACAAUUUCUUUGGAGUUGAAGAAGAUGAAAGAGCUCUCCCAGCUGCUGCUCUGUGACCUCACUCUACAGUUUAAUCAUCCUGGGAAGCCGGAGGACCUCAAGGAGACAGUAGGAAACAGCAGCCCCUUGGAAGAGUUGAAAGUAUCAGAUGUGUCCCUUGCUUCUAACACUUCUCCCUAAUUUCUUAUUUG